Molecule: messenger RNA, 136 nt
Organism: Solanum tuberosum (potato)
Lineage: Eukaryota; Viridiplantae; Streptophyta; Magnoliopsida; Solanales; Solanaceae
Product: probable inactive patatin-3-Kuras 1
Molecular function (GO): monoacylglycerol lipase activity; glycerophospholipase activity
Source: RefSeq, a predicted model, not a curated record
CAUUAACAGGCACAGCUACUAAAUUUGAUGAUGCUUCUAUGGCUAAUAUGAUAUUAUUAGUACAAGUUGGUGAAAACUUAUUGAAGAAAUCAGUUUCCGAAGACAAUCAUGAAACCUAUGAGGUAGCUCUAAAGAG